Messenger RNA from Sciurus carolinensis (gray squirrel), 3845 nucleotides. It is a transcript of the gene Stat6, whose product is annotated as signal transducer and activator of transcription 6. Lineage: Eukaryota; Metazoa; Chordata; Mammalia; Rodentia; Sciuridae. Gene Ontology annotation, molecular function: DNA-binding transcription factor activity, RNA polymerase II-specific; RNA polymerase II cis-regulatory region sequence-specific DNA binding. The transcript is spliced from 22 exons. The record is from RefSeq and is a predicted model, not a curated record. Gene Ontology annotation, biological process: growth hormone receptor signaling pathway via JAK-STAT; cytokine-mediated signaling pathway; defense response. Bases 230 to 2770 code for a protein of 846 amino acids.
GGAGAGGGAGAGGGAGAGGGAGAGGGAGAGGGAGAGAGAGAGAAAGAGAGAGAGAGAGAGAGAGUGAGAGAGAGUUGUUGUUUUCUUUUUUGGUGGUAGUGGUGGAGGGGGUGCUACCAGGGCCAGCCCUGAACUCAUUGGACAGAGCUACAGACCCAUGGGGCCUGGCAGUGCCCUCUGAGGGAGAAGACGGCAGAGGGGUGCCGAGGCACCCUCUAAACCCCAGAUCAUGUCUUUGUGGGGUCUGAUCUCCAAGAUGCCCCCAGAAAAACUACAGCGACUCUAUGUUGACUUUCCCCAACACCUGCGGCAUCUCUUGGGUGACUGGCUAGAGGACCAACCCUGGGAGUUCCUGGUUGGCUCUGAUGCAUUCUGCUGCAACAUGGCUAGCGCCCUACUUUCAGCAACUGUCCAGCAUCUGCAGACUUCUGCAGGAGAGCAGGGGGAGGGGAGCACCAUCUUACAACAUAUCAGCACCCUGGAGAGCAUAUAUCAGAGGGAUCCCCUGAAGCUGGUAUCCACUUUCCGACAAAUACUUCAAGGGGAGAAAAAAGCUGUUAUGGACCAGUUCCGCCACCUGCCAAUGCCCUUCCACUGGAGGCAGGAAGAACUCAAGUUUAAUACAGCUUUGCGGAGGCUGCAGCACCGAGUGCGGGAAGCUCGCCUUCUCCGAGAAGCCCUACAGCAGGGGACUGAGGCUGGCCAAGUGCCUCUGCACAGCUUGAUUGAAACUCCGGCCAAUGGGACUAGACCAAGUGAGGCCCUGGCAUCACUGCUGCAGGAGACUGUUGGGGAGCUGGAGGCUGCCCAGACCCUGGUGUUGAAGAGGAUCCAGAUUUGGAAACGGCAGCAGCAACUGGCAGGGAAUGGUGCACCCUUUGAGGAGAGCCUGUCGGCACUACAGGAGAGGUGUGAGAGCCUGGUGGACAUUUACUCCCAGUUACAGCAGGAGAUAGGGACUGCUGGUGGGGAGCUUGAGUCGAAGACCCGGGCAUCACUGAUUAGCCGACUGGAUGAAGUCCUGCGAACCCUUGUCACCAGCUCUUUCCUGGUGGAGAAGCAGCCCCCACAGGUUCUGAAGACUCAGACCAAGUUCCAGGCUGGGGUUCGAUUUCUACUGGGUCUGCGGUUCCUGGGAGCCCCAGCCAAGCCUCCACUGGUCAGGGCUGACAUGGUAACUGAGAAGCAGGCGAGAGAGCUGAGCAUGCCCCAGGGGCCUGGGACUGGAGCUGAGAGCACUGGGGAGAUCAUCAACAACACGGUCCCCCUGGAGAACAGCAUUCCCGGGAACUGCUGCUCUGCACUGUUUAAAAACCUGCUCCUGAAAAAAAUCAAGCGGUGUGAGCGAAAGGGUACUGAAUCUGUCACCGAGGAGAAGUGUGCUGUGCUCUUCUCUACCAGCUUUGUGCUCGGCCCUAGCAAACUCCCCAUCCAGCUCCAGGUCCUAUCUCUGCCCCUGGUGGUCAUCGUCCAUGGCAAUCAAGACAACAAUGCCAAAGCCACCAUCCUGUGGGACAAUGCCUUCUCUGAGAUGGACCGUGUGCCCUUUGUGGUGGCUGAGAGGGUACCCUGGGAGAAGAUGUGUGAAACUCUGAACCUCAAGUUCAUGGCUGAGGUGGGGACCAACCGGGGGCUGCUCCCAGAGCACUUCCUCUUCCUGGCCCAGAAGAUCUUCAAUGACAACAGCCUUAGCAUGGAGGCUUUCCAGCACCGUUCUGUGUCUUGGUCACAGUUUAACAAGGAGAUCCUGCUGGGCCGUGGCUUUACCUUUUGGCAGUGGUUCGAUGGUGUUCUGGACCUCACCAAACGGUGUCUCCGGAGCUACUGGUCAGACCGGCUGAUUAUCGGCUUCAUCAGCAAACAGUAUGUCACUAGCCUUCUUCUCAAUGAGCCUGAUGGAACUUUCCUCCUACGCUUCAGUGACUCCGAGAUUGGGGGCAUCACCAUUGCCCAUGUCAUCCGGGGCCAGGAUGGAUCCCCACAGAUAGAGAACAUCCAGCCAUUCUCUGCCAAAGACCUGUCCAUUCGUUCACUGGGAGACCGAAUCCGGGACCUUGCUCAACUCAGAAACCUCUACCCCAAGAAACCGAAGGACGAGGCUUUCCGGAGUCACUAUAAGCCAGAGCAGAUGGGGAAGGAUGGCAGGGGUUAUGUCCCAACUACUAUCAAGAUGACUGUAGAAAGGGACCAGCCCAUUCUCACCCCGGAGCCCCAGGUGACGGCCAUGGUGCCUUAUGAUCUUGGAAUGGCCCCUGAUUCCUCCAUGAGUAUGCAACUCAGCCAAGAUAUGGUGCCCCAGGUGUACCCCCCACACUCUCACUCUAUCCCCUCGUAUCAGAGCCUCCCCCCAGAAGAGUCGGUGAAUGUGCUGCCAGGCUUCCAAGAGCCACACCUGCAGAUGCCCCCUAGCCUGAGCCAGAUGAGUCUGCCCUUUGACCAACCUCACCCCCAGGGUCUACUGCAGUGCCAGCCUCAAGAGCAUGCUGUGUCCAGUCCUGAGUCCCUGCUCUGCCCAGAUGUGACCAUGGCAGAAGACAGCUGUCUAAGCCAGCCAGUAGGAGGGUUCCCCCAAGGCACCUGGGUUGGUGAGGACAUGUUCCCUCCCCUGCUGCCCCCCACUGAACAGGACCUCACCAAGCUUCUCCUUGAAGGCCAAGGGGAGGCAGGGGGAGGGUCCUUGGGAGCCCAGCCCCUCCUGCAGUCCACUCCUUAUGGGACAUCUGGGAUCUCAAUGUCCCACCUGGACUUGAGGGCCAACCCCAGUUGGUGAUCCCAGCUGAAGGAGGAGCCCAGAGACAGCUCUUCUACUGUCUCCAUGGACCCGCCCUGGAUACCUGCUCAUGAAGGUGCCUUCCAUCUCCAGCUGCUCCUCCAUCAGGAGGCAAAGACUGCCUGGAGAAUGCAUGGUGGAGGGAGCCACUGGACUCCUUCCUUCCCACUGCUGUCUCCCCUCUUCCAGCACUGGAAGGGAAGUUCAGGCUCCAAAAUGAGACAAGCCCCAACACACCUGCACUUAUAGAAUACACACAGCUCUCUGGGGAGAAUGGGACUGGGUGGGAACACAGAUUAGGGUACGGAGGGCUUCUCUACUCACUUCAAGGAAGGGCUGGGGCCAUGUGCUGAAACAGAUGUGCACACAUUUGCACUAGAGACCAGAGACUGAAAGCAUGGGUCAGGGUCUUUGCCCUGGAAUCCUGGAGUUCAGGAGACCCUGGGUGGGAAGAGAGGAGGGGCCCGGACGUGCCUGGACGCAUGGUUACUAAUGUGGAUUUUGCCAGAUUAAAAAGCAAACUCCCCCGAAUUCUUGCCCAUUAGGUUUCUGGUACACAGAUGAGAUUAUAUAGAAGUACAAGGGCCAAGCUUGUGUGUAGCUGUGUGAAAGUAUGUGUACCUGGGACACAUUAACAUAUUAUGACAUGGCAUAUAUGUUCAUUAUAUGACCACGUAUAGCUUAUGUCUACCUGCUUUUGCUUGUGUGACAACACAAAUUUGGAAGUACAAGACAGUGAACAAGACACCAGGAGUAGGCUGACCUCUAGUUAGUAUGCUAACCCAAUGUCAUUUUGAGGUGGCUGUGACAUCUACAUAUGGGCUAUAGCUAGAAUCUCAACACCCUCAAUGUUGCUGGGAGCCAGAGAGUGAGAGGGGCCCAGGCCUUGUCGUGAGGCCCUCCAGGGUGUUGGGGGCCAUGCCUACUGCUUGUCUUCUACUUCCCUACCCACUGAAAGCUUCCCUCCACUCCCCCAACCCAUACCACCCUUUUUUCCCCUCUCAGGGGGUCAUGGAUCCUAAGCCAUAAAAUAAAUUUUAUUCCAAAAUAACAAAAUAAAUAAUCUACUGUACAC